UAAACACUUCCGGUUUGCUCUACCACUUGCCUUUCCACCGGAGCGGCUGGUGUGAGCCGACAUCAUAGGAGUGAAUACCACGUAGACUAUUGGCUAAAAAAAGACAUUAAGAUGCCACCAAAAAAGGCAGAAGCCCCCAAAGAGCCUACAUUGAUUGGACGAUUUGGAACCUCCCUUAAGAUUGGAAUCGUGGGGUUACCUAAUGUUGGGAAAUCCACCUUUUUCAAUGUGCUGACCAAGAGCCAAGCCGCUGCAGAGAACUUCCCGUUCUGCACAAUUGACCCAAAUGAGAGCAGGGUACCUGUGCCCGAUGAGCGCUAUGAUUUCCUCUGCCAAUACCACAAACCACUCAGUAAGGUUCCAGCUUUUCUAAGUGUGGUUGACAUUGCUGGUCUGGUGAAGGGAGCUCACGCAGGACAGGGACUUGGAAACGCCUUUCUGUCCCAUAUCAGUGCCUGUGACGGCAUCUUCCACAUGACCCGUGCGUUUGAUGAUGAGGAUAUUAUCCACGUGGAGGGUAACGUUGACCCAGUGAGGGACAUUGAGAUCAUCCACGAAGAGCUGCGACUAAAGGACGAGGAAAUGAUUGCUCCAAUCCUUGACAAACUGGAGAAAACUGCAGUCAGAGGAAGUGACAAAAAACUCAAACCUGAAUAUGAUAUCAUGUUGAAGGUGAAGAACUGGAUAAUAGAUGAGAAGAAACACGUCAGAUUUUACCCUGACUGGAACGAGAAAGAGAUUGAGGUGUUGAACAAAUACCUGUUCCUGACAUCCAAGCCCAUGAUCUACCUGGUUAAUCUCUCGGAGAAGGAUUACAUCAGGAAAAAAAACAAGUGGUUGGCAAAAAUCAAGGAGUGGGUAGACGCUCAUGACCCCGGUGCUCUGGUCAUUCCCGUGAGUGGAUCUAUUGAGUCCAAACUGCAGGAAAUGGAUGAAGAGGAGAUGAAAAAGUACUGCGAGGAAAUGAAGACGCAGAGUGUUCUGACCAAAAUAAUCAAAACCGGCUACGCAACACUACAGCUGGAAUACUUCUUCACCGCAGGACCAGAUGAGGUGCGAGCAUGGACCAUCAGGAAAGGGACCAAGGCUCCUCAAGCUGCAGGAAAGAUCCACACCGACUUUGAGAAAGGCUUCAUCAUGGCCGAGGUGAUGAAGUACAAUGACUUCAAAGAGGAGGGCAGUGAAAAUGCCGCCAAGUCAGCUGGGAAAUACAGGCAGCUGGGCAGGAACUACACGGUGGACGACGGCGACAUCAUCUUUUUCAAAUUCAACACACCCAAUGCACCCAAGAAGAAACCAUGAGACCACCACACGCACAACAGAGGGAGAACUCAGAAUACUUUUAAGUUUGGCUUCAAAGAGCAACACUGUCUGCUGGUUUUCAUUCUUCUCUUUUAAAUUCAGAGGAUCAGCUCAUGGCCCGGUUGGCCAGAGGCAUUUAAUCAACUGGCCUCAAAGGUCUGAAUCUUUUGGAAUUAUUUUAUAUAAUAACAUUUCUAUAGAAGCACAGCAUACACCCCUACCUAACAUAUUUGGCACCUAAUGUACCAGUCGAAUAUUUUUACAAACAUGAUAAACUCGCUUUCAUGGUCCCAACGCAGAACAGGUAUAAUUGAACCGAGAAAUGUAUCAUUUUUUAUUUUACUGGGAAAUAGCCUCUUAAACUGUAACAUCAGAUGAUCAGAGCUCAUCCCCUUUUCUAGAUGCUUUUUGUAGCGAAUCUUAAGUUUUUUUUGUUGUUGAAUUGUAUCUUUAAGACAAUAUUUUGAUCCCUUUCAACAAUAAACGCUUGACUUUCUGUCAUAAUUCGUCAAUUUACUACAUGAAGAAUUGAUUGGCGAGCCCUCACAUCAUAUUGACACUCUUUAUAAGCGCUUUAUUACAACACAGCGUGAUCAUCUGAAAAUAAGCUCAUAUAUCAUACAAAGGUAAUAAACAGUGCCACCAUAAGUGAUGGUCAUAUAUACAGCAUGUGUUGUUUGGUACAGGUGCCUAAUCAGCAUUUAUUAAGUAAAGGCUAUCUUAAUUGAGUUUCUGUGUUUUUCCCUAGAAUAAAAAUACAUUUUCUUAGUUAAUGUAUGCCUUUUUACCAAUUCAGCUGUGAUACGUUAAUGCUAUUCACAAUUAAAUCAUAAUUCAUUAUUCAAUUAUGCUAAAAACUGUACAUGGUGUCUAUAAACGUUUUACUGGUGCUGUGUUGACUAUUAAGAGAAAAUGAAAGCCAUCGCUCAGUGUGGCACUUGAGGACAGAGCUUAGCUGUAUUCGGAGGGGGAAGAAUGUUAUUCAUUUAGAAAGAGCAAAGCAGGCAUCCCUGACACUGCAGGAUGAGAAACCCGAAUGGAUACUUUUGUUAUACACUGCUUUCAUUGACUUUGGUUUGGGCUGGUAAAAAAUAACGAUUGCAUUGACAUUAUGAACUCCACCCUGUGUCGUGAGAUAAGACUGCGGAUCAUUGGACUGUUCAGCUUCAUAAUGCUUCUUGUUUCACCUCACUGCCUCAUCAGUGUGAAUGUCUUUAUUUAACACCUUGUGGAACCUAAGUGAGCCAAGAUAUAAUAAAUGUCAUCCUCAUUAAUAUGCAUGUGUCAAUAAAAGGAGACAAACCUGUCA
Messenger RNA from Anoplopoma fimbria (sablefish), 2611 nucleotides. RefSeq names its product obg-like ATPase 1. The transcript has 11 exons. Gene Ontology annotation, cellular component: cytoplasm. The coding region runs from base 112 to 1302 and encodes 396 amino acids. Gene Ontology annotation, molecular function: ATP hydrolysis activity; ATP binding; GTP binding. The record is from RefSeq and is a predicted model, not a curated record. Lineage: Eukaryota; Metazoa; Chordata; Actinopteri; Perciformes; Anoplopomatidae.